GAAAAUUCAUAUGAAGCAAGAUUGAACCUUGCAGGAUACAAGAAGGAGGAAUUGGAUAUAUCAAUACAUGACCAUAAAAUAACUGUGAAGGCUACUCAUCCAGCUGAAGAAGACAAAGAUAACGGAUUCAGCUACUUGAUCAAUGAGAGUCGGUCAUCAUCGAUCGCUAGCCGGACAUGGAAACUCCCAGAGCAUGUCACAGAAGACAAUAUCCAUGCUUCCUACACUGAUGGAUUGCUCACUCUGAGAUAUUCGAGACACGCCCCUGAAUCUGAACCAAAGAAGAUCAGUAUCAAUUAA
Wallemia mellicola CBS 633.66 is the source of this 300-nucleotide messenger RNA. Its product is annotated as HSP20-like chaperone. The annotation marks the transcript as partial. The transcript has a single exon. Lineage: Eukaryota; Fungi; Basidiomycota; Wallemiomycetes; Wallemiales; Wallemiaceae. The record is from RefSeq and is a predicted model, not a curated record.